Molecule: messenger RNA, 2571 nt
Organism: Synchiropus splendidus (mandarinfish)
Lineage: Eukaryota; Metazoa; Chordata; Actinopteri; Syngnathiformes; Callionymidae
Product: tripartite motif-containing protein 16-like
Exons: 1
Coding region: 404-2050 (548 amino acids)
Molecular function (GO): protein binding; zinc ion binding
Source: RefSeq, a predicted model, not a curated record
CAGGUGACUUGUGCUGCAGUCACGUCUUUAGUGUCACGCUGCAUCCACAGCUUUGUUGACGCCGACCAUGUUGUUUGGUGUGUUAGUUUGUGUUCAUGUGUCGACUUGGCUCUGCUCACAUGUGACUUGGUUUUAGUUGCUUCGUGUCACGUCUUCAUUGACGUGUCAGAGUCGAGUCUGAGUUCUUGACUGGAGUCCAAGUCAUGUGACCGAGUCCCCACCUCUGCUGGUCACCGUGGCAACAAUUAAAGUUGAAUCAUUUACAGGAAUCAUCACCUGGUUUCAAGGAACUCUGGCGGAAGGAGGCACCAACAGGUCAGAUCAGAUUCUGGAGGAUCAUGUGACUCGGAGAUCAGAGCAUAAAUAUCUGAAGGGAGUCUGAAGCCAGUCAGUCGUCAGUGAAAUGGAGGCCAGAGUUGAUCUGAAGAGAGACUCCUUCUGCUGUUCCAUCUGUCUGGAUCUACUGAAGGACCCAGUUGCUCUUCCCUGUGGACACAGCUUCUGUCAGGUCUGUGUUGAAGGUUACUGGGACUCAGAAGGUGAGAGGAACAUCUGCCAGUGUCCUCAGUGCAGACGGACCUUCAGACUGAGGUCUCUCCUGCAGAAGAAUGUCAUGUUAGCAGAGUUAGUGGAGGAGCUGCAGAAGACUGGACUCCAAGCUGCUGACCUCUGCUAUGCUGGACCUGAAGAUGUGGCCUGUGACUCCUGCACUGGGAGGAAGCUGAAAGCCCUCAAGUCCUGUCUGGUGUGUCUGACCUCUUACUGUGAGCAACACCUCCAGCCUCAUCUAGAAGCUCCAGCCUUCAGGAGACACAAGCUGGUCCAGCCGUCCAAGCAGCUCCAGGAGAUCCUCUGCCCUCAACACGAUGAGGAGAAGAAGCUGUUCUGUCGUACUGAUCAGCAGGUCAUCUGUCACCUCUGUGCUGAGGACCAACACAAAGACCACCACAUUGUCUCGGCCGCAGCAGAGAGAAGAGAGCGAGAGAAAGAGGUGGAUCAGAGUCGAGAAAGGAUCCAGCAGAGGAUCCAGGAGAGAGAGGAAGAGCUGGAGAUGCUUCAGCAGGAGCAAAAGACCAUCAGAGACUCUGCUGGUAAAGCAGUGAAGGACAGUCAGGAGACCCUCCAGCAGCUGAUCCAGAACCUCCAGAGAAGAAUGUCUGAUGUGGAGCAGCAGAUCAGAUCUCGGCAGAAGACUGAAGCCGCUCGAGUACAAGGACUUCAGGACCAGCUGGAGCAGGAGAUCUCUGAGCUAAAGAAGAAAGAUGCUGAGCUGCAGCAGCUGUCACUCACCGACAGUCACUUGGUCUUUCUCCAGAACGUGUCCUCACUCUCAGAGGUCAGUGAAGACACGCUCUCCUCCAGGACCCACGUCCAUCCUCACUGCUGCUUUGAGGAAGUGGCAGCAGCCGUGUCAGCCAGCACAGAGCGACUCCAGGACCUUCUGAGAGACACCUGCACCAACAUCUCACUGAUGCUCGGAGGAGAGCCCAAGACCAGAGCUGAGUUCCUCAGGUUCUCACGGGACAUCACUCUGGAUUCAAACACUAUAGACUCACAGAAGUUGAUGUUGUUGUUUGAAGGAAACAGAAAAGUGAGCGACACGUGGCUAAAGGUUCCUUGUCAUGAUCCAGGCAGAUUCACUGAUUACAAACAGGUCCUGAGUAAAGAGCCUCUGACUGGACGUUGUUACUGGGAGGUGGAGUGGACAGGUGGAGUUGCAGUAGCAGUCUCAUACGAGAGCAUCAGCAGAUCAGGACGAGAAAGUGGAUUUGGAUAUAAUGACAAAUCUUGGUCCUUAGAUUGUCACAGCUCUGGUUGUUCAUUCACACACAACAGCAUCAGAGCUAAAGUCUCCACAGCUCCACCCUCCAGAAUGGGAGUGUACCUGGAUCACUCUGCAGGUCGUCUGUCCUUCUACAGCGUCUCUAAAACCAUGACCCUCCUCCACAGAGUCCACACCACCUUCACUCAGCCUCUACAUGCUGGGGUCGGGGUUGGGGUCGGGCUUUGGUUCAGGUCCUCCUCAUGUGAGAUCCUGAAGCUGAACUAAACAACAGUGUGAGGAUGAUUGUGUCUCACAAACUGAUGACUUUUGUGUAUUAAUGCUGAUUUUUGUGUAUCUAUGUUGUGCGUUCCUGAGAAUGUUCUUGUUUUUAACACACCAACUCACCUUCUCUGUGUGUUUUAGUCAUGUGAGGUGUGUGUUUCUCAGUGUGUUUGGGGAAUUUGAGGUGAUUAUUGGGGUGAGUGUUGAUAUUUCCAGGACUGUUUUCAAUGUCUGUGUGUUCUCUUGUCUCCAUAUUGUGUGGAUGGUGUCCACCUGUUAUUCAUAGCUAAUAAUAUGCAGCAACGUCACAGUGAAAACUCCUCUGGUUGCGCAGCCUGACUUCCGGCUCUUUUCAGGAGCAGGAAUAUGAUCUUGAUUUGAACGGUGAAACCAUGUUGAAGACAGAAAAAUGUCAUUUGUUGCCAAUAAAAUGGGAAGAUUUAUAGUUCUACAAAAGUUGCUUCAUGUUUGAAUUUAAUUUCUUCAUCUGCUGUUUUAACUUUUAAUGAGCUAAUUACGAUGAA